CGAAGUCGGCGUGACGGAUAGCGUACGGAAAGGCGCUGUGAGGAGAUUGUAUAGUUAUUGUCGUGGGAAAUUAAUAUAUGUACAUAAACACUGAAAGGCGGCAUCAUGGCGUUUUACGAGUAUGUCACCAAGGAACAGCUGGCUGGCUUCGACAAGUACAAGUACAGCGCUGUGGACUCCAACCCCCUGUCCGUCUACGUCAUGCACCCGUUCUGGAACUCUGUCGUCAAGGUGUUGCCCACCUGGCUGGCUCCUAACCUCAUUACCUUCACCGGGUUCAUGUUCCUUGUCCUCAACUUCCUCAUGCUGGCGUUUUACGACUUUCACUUCUACGCCUCAGCUGAAGGUCAGAUCCACGUGCCAAGCUGGGUGUGGGUGGCGGCCGGCAUCUUCAACUUCCUGGCGUACACCUUGGACGGCGUGGAUGGCAAACAGGCUCGGAGGACCAACUCGAGCACGCCACUAGGGGAGCUGUUUGACCACGGCCUGGACAGCUGGGCCUGCAUCUUCUUUGUGGCCACGGUCUACUCCAUCUUCGGCAGGGGGGUGACGGGCGUGGACGUGUCCAAGCUCUACUACAUCCUGUGGGUGGUGCUGUUCUCCUUCAUCCUCUCCCACUGGGAGAAGUACAACACCGGCAUCCUCUUCCUGCCCUGGGGCUAUGAUGUCAGCCAAGUGACCAUCUCCAUUGUGUACAUCAUAACUGCCGUCGUGGGCGUGGAGACGUGGUACAUCCCUCUGGUGUGGAACUUCCACUACAGGGACCUGUUCACCAUUAUGAUCCUGGGUUGCUCCUUUGCCGUGACCCUUCCCAUGAGCCUUUACAACGUCCUCAAGGCGUACCGGGGUAACACGCUGAAGCACAGCUCCCUGUACGAGUCGUUCCUGCCCUUCCUCUCGCCGGUGCUCCUCUUCCUCCUCUCCACGCUCUGGGUGCUGCUGUCCCCCACCGACGUGCUCCAGCACCAGCCCCGAAUCUUCUACCUCAUGGUGGGCACAGCCUUCGCCAACGUCACGUGUAAGCUGAUAGUGUGCCAGAUGAGCAACACGCGAUGCCAGCCCCUGAGCUGGCUGCUGCUGCCCAUGAGCGGGGUGGUGCUGCUGGUGGCGUCCGGCCUCGCCACGCACACCGAGACCCUGCUCCUCUACGCCUGGACCUCCGCCGUGGUGCUGGCGCACAUCCACUACGGCGUCUCCGUGGUGCACCAGCUCAGCGACCACUUUGACAUCUACGCCUUCUCGCUGCGGAAGCCCCGCUCCGAUUGACUAGAGGAGGAGAAGAUCGGCCUGCAGACCGCGGAGGUUUAGACUGUCCCAGCAGCCCUCCGCACGCCACACCCAUCACCACGGACACCGAUGAACAUUCCCACGAGGAGACCCACCAUCCCCGGCCACCGCGUCCUCCCCGCCCUCCUCCACAGUUGUCUGCCAAUUGGGAGGUCUGGCUCUUUCCGUUGUUUCAGAUUUUAUUUAUUUAUUUAUUUUCAUUUUUUUUUUUUUUUUUUUUUUUCAAUCCACCCCCCCCCCCCGGUUAUAAAAGAUAUGAAGGUUUUGCUGGUUUCCUGAGGAUUUCUGCAGCUUUAGUUUCCGACACCCUGGUCAGCCCAGUCAUCCCACAAUGCACCUCUCCUCUUCAACAGGACGUGUGAAUGUAACGCGUGUUUGCCUUGGAGAAAUGUCCUUGGUUGUCACGGUUUUGGUUUGGAUUGGGCCGCGUUUCUAAAGCCAGGCGGAACAUCCGUUUGUCUUCAUGGUUUUCCCUCGUUUCCAUUCAGACCAAAUGCAAACUGAACGCGUGUUAGCACAACGCAGGACUGGGCUGAACAGCAACAACAAAAGUCACUGGAUUCAACAAAAGAAGCGGAGUUUGAGUUGAAGGCAAGAAGACAACUUUCAGCAACUGUUUGGUUUUUUUUUCCCUCUAUAUUAGCCGGGAACCCGAUGACGAAGCUUACUUUAAGUGCAGUAUUUCUGCCUUAAAUCUGGACAGAUUCUGUCAACUUAGUUUGUCAUAUUAUUUCUCCAGUGGACUGCAGUGGGAACUGAAUAUCUCGGUUGAACGGUCAUGUUCAUAGUCAACCUUCAAGCUUAAAUCAGCCGAAGUCAAAAGAUUGCACAGGUUCGUUUAUUUCAGUUGAAAUCACAGACUGAAUCUUGAAUCGAGUUUCAAAAAUGUCCAGUGGUGGUGUGUCUGCUUGCCGGUUUUCUUACACACCCUAAUUCCUUUAAUUUUAUUUUCCUUUUGGAAAAACCUCUAGUCGGCUUUAUUGAGUUUAGUUUGUGCUUGAAUGAAGAGUUCACCUCAAACCCAAUCCUGGACAGGGUUAACUCUGAAGAAACAAGCACGGUUUUGCACCGUUAUUUAAACAAGAUAAACCACUGGUGUUCUGCUUGUAAACAUGUCUGAUGUCUGUACAUGUCUGAGUUAAUACUGUCAUUAUUUUUGCUUAGUUGUGUACUAUUCUUGUCAAGAGGGUGAGAGUUGGUCAAAGAUGUGUUGGUGUUAAGUUGAUAUGUUGCCAUAGAUUCAGUUCCAUUACUGUGAACUGGAAUACAUCAACACUUGUGUAUAUACAUUUCAUUUUCUCUUUUAUAGAUAUGACUUCAAUUAAAACAACUUAAAUUUCAUCACAAAAUUCCCUAAAAAAUUCUAUAUCAUGGUAAUAUUUUUGAGAAGUAUUUUCAAACUUGAAGCAGUGACUUGUUUAAGGGUAAUGUCCAAGACAUCACCUCAUCAGUGUUGUCAAAGUGAAGGGGGUCAUUUCGUUUCAAUUGUUCACGGAAAUUGUAGCCAGAUGGUUGAAGGCAAUUUGCGUGGUCUUUCGGGGUUAAACUAACGGUGCACAGGGCAUCAAAUUGCCGGAACGGCAUAGAAAGGGCGGUUAAUGUCAGCUGGGAGUAUUUGGCAUUCUCAAUGUUUUCAUGGUAAAGAUCGUUAGAUUAGUCACCAUUUAUCUAACUUUAAUUCCUUAACCUAUGUACCAUGGAAAUGUACACUUGAUAAAUGUACUGUAUAUUACAUUUCAGUAGUCAAAUUAAUAUAUAACCAUAAAAGCAGCAGUUGUGUAGAUGACCGCUUUCAUGACACCUGACAGUUAAUGACAAUUGUGCCUUUACUCUUUCUCCUCCACAAGGGGGCACUGUUUUGCCUUCCCUCAGUGAGGACUGGGCAGCUGCUGCCUCCAAGACUGCAAACAGCAGGUCCGCCCGCAGGUUCAGCUCCGCCAACCACAGAUGAUGUGUACAUACCUCUCUGCAAGCAGUUUUUAUUUAAUGUAUUUUUAUCAAAUUUAUCUCCAGCUAUGUUAUAAGCUAGCUAGUUUGCUAAUCUGUCACUUAUUAGCUCGGGAACAAAAACGAAAAAAAAAAACGACGUUUCUUUCAAGUCGUCACUGAGGGAAGGAAGUACCUUGGGCGAGUACCAUACCUUAGCUACGUGAUGUGCCACUGUGGGGGUAAGGGUUUGGGGGAGUCUUCCUGUGGACGCCCUGUAAAAUGAGCUUAUGCUCAUUUUGUGUGACUUAGUGUGAAAGACUACAGUCGAAACUGUACCCGGGAGGGGGAGGAAGGCCCAAGCUGUUUCUGUUGGGCAGGAAUAGAAACACGCCCCACUACUUCUGCUGUUUCAGAAGGGCGUUUCUUACCAUUUCACAAGAAAAUCAACAGGAUUUUAAAUUGGAAUAAAGCCGCUCGGUUUAUACGUCAUGCA
This is a messenger RNA of Conger conger (European conger), 3709 nucleotides long. It is a transcript of the gene selenoi, whose product is annotated as selenoprotein I. The record is from RefSeq and is a predicted model, not a curated record. Gene Ontology annotation, molecular function: ethanolaminephosphotransferase activity. Gene Ontology annotation, biological process: phosphatidylethanolamine biosynthetic process. Lineage: Eukaryota; Metazoa; Chordata; Actinopteri; Anguilliformes; Congridae. The transcript is spliced from 10 exons. Gene Ontology annotation, cellular component: endoplasmic reticulum membrane; Golgi apparatus.